CCGUCCGCGCGCAUCCGACGGCGCAGAGCGCCCCGCCGCCCCGGGCCCCCCACGCUCGCGGAGAGCGGCAGCGUCGUAAACCGCGCGCACCGCACCGCUCGUCGUCCCGUCCCUCCUCGCGGCUUUGAAAACCUUUCUCGGGCUCCCACCAACGCGCGCUCGCAGCUGGCGCGUGCGUGCUCUGCGUCCCCGGGCAUGGACGCCGCCGCCCCCCUCUUCCUCCCUUGCCUUCUCCUCCGCCUCGCCAUCGUUGCAGCCGUUGCGGCCGCGGCGCCGCUGGACCCGCAGCAGCUGCUGGCGCUGCGCGCGCUCGGCCUGGGCGUGCACCCGCGCGCGGACCCCUGCGGCGGCGCGGGCGCCGCGGUGAACGCGUCGUGCGACGCGGGGGCGCCGUUCCGGCGCGUCACGUCGCUCGCCCUCACCAACUGCUCCGGCACCACCUCCAUCUCGGCCGCGGCGCUCGAGGCGCUCGCGCCGUCGCUCCGCGCCCUGGCGUUCGCCGACUGCCCGGCCGCACCGCCGCGGACGCUCCCGCCGGAGCAGCUCGCGUCCGGGCUCCGGGCCUUCUCCUGCACCGCCUCGCUCCGCCGCCUCUCCGCGGUGUGGCUCUCCCACCUCGCCAACCUCACCGAGCUCACCGUCGCGGACACGGCCCUCGCGACGGGCUCCCCCACCGAGCUCGCCGUCGUUGUCUCCCACAUGGAGCACCUCACCCGCCUGACAAUCUCCAACGCCAACCUCUCCGGCUUCCUCCCGCACCACUGGCACUGGCCCAACCUCACCCACCUCGACCUCUCCGGCAACCGCAUCACCGGCGCCAUCCCGGAUACCCUCACGCUCAUCGGCGGCAUCACCCACCUCAACUUCAGCUCCAACGUCCUCAACGGGCCGAUCCCCAACUCCAUCGGGGACCUCAUUUCGCUCACCACCCUGGACCUAUCCAACAACACCCUCUCCGGGGGCAUCCCCGACACCGUUUCCACUCUGCCGGAGCUGGAGGUGCUCAACCUGGGCUCGAACCGGCUCAACGGGAGCAUCCCACUGUUCCUGUCCGAGAUGCGGGGGCUCAGGGAGCUCAACCUCGAGAACAACGACUUCGACGGCAUGGUGCCCUUCAGCGCCAAGUUCCUGUCGCGGCUGCGCGUGUUCAGGGCCGCCGGGAACGGCAAGCUGUGCUACAACCGGUCCGUGCUGUCCGCCGAGAUCGCCGUGGGCGUGGCGCCGUGCGACAAGUACGGGUUCCCGGUGCUGCCUCCACCGGCCACGGCGCGGUCGGAGCGCAGCGCGGACUACGACGACGGCGGCGGGGACGCGGAGGCGGACGCCGGCGCCAACACGAGGGGCGGGCCCAGCGCGGCGGUGCUCGGGGCGGCCAUCGGGCUGUCCUGCCUGGCGUUCCUGGUCAUCUUGCUCGUCUGCCUCUGCAAGGUGUGCCGCUGAGUGAUGCGCGGGUGGCAGCGCCCGUGUCGCGCGCGAUUCCUCCGUCUCUUUUGCUCGAGCGGUGGUUUUUACUCGGCUCUUGUGUUGCGCACCGUGCCGUCUGCCGUGAAAAUGUAUGAAGUACGGUAGCUUAGGAUCAAUCGAUUCUUAAUUUAUUCUGUAUUUUUGACGCAGUUCUCCGCUCUUGGUCGGGUUUAAGCCUCUGAGAGCUUGAAUCAGGAGCAGGGAAUUGUUGUAUACAAAAGAACAUCUUUUGGUUGGAGGUUGGAACGUCUGCAAGUGCAGGUUGUGGUUUCUUC
Molecule: messenger RNA, 1739 nt
Organism: Panicum virgatum (switchgrass)
Lineage: Eukaryota; Viridiplantae; Streptophyta; Magnoliopsida; Poales; Poaceae
Product: receptor-like protein 51
Exons: 1
Coding region: 196-1440 (414 amino acids)
Molecular function (GO): protein binding
Source: RefSeq, a predicted model, not a curated record